Molecule: messenger RNA, 846 nt
Organism: Bactrocera tryoni
Lineage: Eukaryota; Metazoa; Arthropoda; Insecta; Diptera; Tephritidae
Product: dentin sialophosphoprotein-like
Exons: 5
Coding region: 1-846 (281 amino acids)
Source: RefSeq, a predicted model, not a curated record
AUGAGAAGAGAGCACUACUUGACAGACGAUAACGACCAAGAAGGUAGUGAAAACGAAGAUGAUUCUGAGGAGAAUAAAAAUGAUGACGACAGAGGUGAGGAUAAUAACAACGAAAGCGAAGAAAAUAACUCCAACGAAGACGGUUUAGGCAAUGAGUUACCAGAAGACUACGAGUACGAAGGUAGUAGCGAGGAUAAUGAUGACAAAGAAGAUGAUAUUUCGAAAGAGAAGAAACCGUCAGCCUCUUUGGUUUUUGUCGCUUUGGCCAGCACCAGCGUCUAUGCGGCCGGUGCAACAACAGCUGCUCCAUCAAGCUAUGAAGAAUAUGAUUCGAUGGAAGUACAGACUAUCCAACAACAUAUUCUGCACAUUGCGUCAAAAGAACAGUCAAAACUAGCACCUCCAGGCAUAGGUUCUGCAAAUAUGGCACUAAAGAUACAAUUUAUACUCCUUGUCGCGUUAGCCAGCACUAGAGUACAUGCGGCCGAUGCAACAACAGCUGCUCCAUCAAGCUAUGAAGAAUAUUACUCGUCCGAAUAUUAUGAUGAUGGAAGUACAGACAAUCCAACAUACACAUAUACUUCUUCUGAUGGAUCCACCGAUGAAAACUCUUCAGAGGGAAGUACAGACGAUCCAGCAUAUACAUAUACAUCCACCGAUGAAUCCACCAAUACGUCGACAGACGCUCCAGCUGCAGACGACAGCACUGAGAAUCCAGUAGGUGAAUCUACCGCAGACUACUCAUCUGAUUAUGACAGCAGUACAGACAGCAGUGCUGACAACAGUGCAGACAGUAGUACCGAAGCUGUGGAAGCAUCUAGCACAGCUAAAGAUGAUUUGCACUAG